AUGCUCUUCUGGCACGGCCAACCUGACCACUACUGGUCCAGUCCUGGGGAGAUGUACCCCAUCUCCAGCUCUGGGGUGCUCAGGGACCCCCCCGUCGGGCUGCCCUUCAUGAAGCAGGAGGAACCCAACGGCAUCUCCACCUCGCAGCCCCCCUGCCCCCCGUUCCAGUACAUCCUCUGUGCCCCCACAUCUCCCGCCGUCCGCUACCACGAGGAGACUCUCACCUACCUCAACCAGGGGCAGUCGUAUGAGAUCCGGAUGAUGGGAAACCCCCGGGCGGAGCCCGGCGCGGAAGGACGGAGGAUGCUCAAGAGCCUGGUGCGGGUGGUCUUCCACGACAGGCGGCUGCAGUACUCGGAGCAGCAGCAGCUGGAGGGGUGGCGGUGGAGCCGCCCGGGCGAUCGCAUCCUCGACAUCGACAUCCCACUCUCCGUCGGCGUCGUCGAUCCCCAAAUCCACCCCACGCUGCUCAACACGGUGGAGUUCCUCUGGGACCCGUGGAGGCGGACGUCUGUCUUUGUGCAGGUUCACUGCAUCAGCACCGAGUUCACGCUGCGGAAGAACGGAGGGGAGAAAGGUGUUCCCUUCCGCAUUCAGAUCGACACCUUCGGGGCAGGGGGCAAGGGAGACCCCCCUGAGCACCUCCACUCUGCCAGCUGCCUCGUCAAGGUGUUCAAGCCCAAGGGAGCCGACAGGAAGCAGAAGACGGACCGGGAGAAGGUGGAGAAGCAGCCGGUGCCUGAGAGGGAGAAAUUCCAGCCGUCCUACGAGAGCACCGUCCUGAUGGAGUGUGCCCCAUGGCCGGAUGCGCUGGCUGCUCCCCACACCCCCCCAGGCACCCCGGGGCUGCCGUCUCCUCACUCCUUCAAGCUGCUGAGCCCUGACAGGGGCUGCGUGUCGCCCGCCUGUGCUGCCGAGAGCCCCACGGAGAGUCCUGGCGAGGCGCUGAGCCCCUGUGCGUCCCCCCUGGAGACGCAGCAGUGGCUGCACAAGCGACGCUUCUCUGCCUACUCCCGCACCUUUGCCAACUUCACAGGCGCUGAUCUGCUGAAGCUCUCCCGCAGGGACCUGAUCCAGAUCUGUGGAGCCCCUGACGGCAUCCGCCUCUGCCACACGCUGACGGGCAGGUGCCCACAGCCCCGACUGACCCUCUACGUGUCGCGGGAGCCCGACAGCGCGGCCGAGGGCACAGAGGACGGGUGUUCAGGGCUGUACCAGGAGCUGCACCUGGAGGAGCUGACGGUGGCCGAGCUGGCUGGGAAGCUGGCCGAGCUGCUGGGGUUGCCCGUGGGCCAGAUCCUGCGGUUGUCCCGGCAGGGACCCUCCGGCAUCCACAUCCUCGUCAGCGACACAAUGAUCAGGAACAUUCUGGAUGAGACAUGCUUUGUGGUGGCUGUUGGAAAAGGUAACACAGUGGCCAGGGGACGUGGGCAAGUGACAACGGCCCCGUCUGAGCCACAUCUCUGGGCAGCACCUGGCCCAGAGGGCUACCACGUGUUGCUGCGGUAG
This is a messenger RNA of Colius striatus (speckled mousebird), 1509 nucleotides long. Its product is annotated as transcription factor CP2-like protein 1. Gene Ontology annotation, biological process: regulation of transcription by RNA polymerase II. Gene Ontology annotation, cellular component: nucleus. NCBI's taxonomy places the organism in Eukaryota, Metazoa, Chordata, Aves, Coliiformes, Coliidae. The record is from RefSeq and is a predicted model, not a curated record. Bases 1 to 1509 code for a protein of 502 amino acids. Gene Ontology annotation, molecular function: RNA polymerase II cis-regulatory region sequence-specific DNA binding; DNA-binding transcription activator activity, RNA polymerase II-specific. The transcript has 14 exons.